Messenger RNA from Protopterus annectens (West African lungfish), 2742 nucleotides. RefSeq names its product Y+L amino acid transporter 2-like. The coding region runs from base 314 to 1873 and encodes 519 amino acids. The record is from RefSeq and is a predicted model, not a curated record. Gene Ontology annotation, molecular function: L-amino acid transmembrane transporter activity; basic amino acid transmembrane transporter activity. Gene Ontology annotation, cellular component: membrane. The transcript has 11 exons. NCBI's taxonomy places the organism in Eukaryota, Metazoa, Chordata, Ceratodontiformes, Protopteridae. Gene Ontology annotation, biological process: amino acid transmembrane transport.
CGCACUAAGUGGUACAGCUGGCUUUUUUACCUAGUUUUUGGACGCCUGUUUAGCAGCGGAUGCGCGAAUCAAUAGGUUGGGGAGAUGGGACGAGCUGGAAGUAAUUCUAGUUUUACUGAUCAUUGUCUUUUUUGAUGCCGUUUAAUAAAUAGGAGACCCAGGUGGUGUUCUUUUUCUGAUUCUUUUUAAAAAUCUAGAUGGCACAAAUCAAAGCGUAAACAUUUAUUCAUAAAAUUGGAAUCUUGGCAUUGGAGUUUCCUGCGUGUUUCAGUUGGCUAUGCAGUGAUUUGUGUGACAGGGAAGCAAACUGUUAAUGCUCAGUAUGGCUGAAUCUACAAAGUACACAUCUGCACUAACUUAUGAGCCAGAUGGACUGAACAACGGUGUGAAUAAUGCUAUCAAAACAAAAGACAGUGGCAGCAGUUCAGGCUCUCAGGAGUCAAUGAAGCUGAAGAAAGAAAUCUCCCUCUUUAAUGGUGUCGGCCUGAUUGUGGGGAAUAUGAUUGGCUCAGGGAUCUUUGUUUCCCCCAAAGGAGUUCUAAUGUAUAGUGCCUCAUAUGGACUUUCAUUAGUUGUAUGGGCUAUUGGAGGCAUCUUUUCGGUUUUUGGUGCCCUGUGUUACGCUGAACUUGGAACCACAAUCACAAAAUCAGGCGCAAGCUAUGCUUACAUUCUUGAGGCCUUUGGAGGUUUUAUAGCUUUUAUACGUUUAUGGACAUCACUUCUGAUUAUUGAACCUACCAGUCAAGCAGUUAUUGCUAUAACGUUUUCUAAUUACAUGGUUCAGCCAAUCUUCCCAUCCUGUGAAGCACCUUAUGCUGCCAUUCGUCUCAUAGCAGCUGCCUGUAUCUGUAUUUUAACAUUUGUGAACUGUGCCUAUGUGAAAUGGGGGAUCCGAGUUCAGGACAUUUUUACAUAUGCAAAAGUCCUGGCUUUAAUUGCUGUGAUAAUCGCUGGAAUUGUCAAACUAUGUCAGGGACAUUCAGUGCACUUUGAAAAUGCAUUUGAGGGGUCAUCCUGGAAAAUGGGUGACAUUGCUCUGGCACUUUAUUCUGCACUGUUCUCUUACUCAGGCUGGGAUACACUGAACUUUGUCACUGAAGAAAUCAAGAACCCUGAGAGGAAUCUCCCACUAGCUAUUGGAAUCUCCAUGCCUGUUGUCACCGUCAUUUACAUUCUAACGAAUGUGGCCUAUUACACAGUACUGGACAUCAGGUCUAUCCUGGACAGUGAUGCUGUUGCAGUUACUUUUGCUGACCAAGUUUUUGGAGUCUUUAACUGGACUAUCCCCCUUGCAGUGGCCCUAUCUUGUUUUGGAGGGCUGAAUGCAUCUAUUGUUGCAGCUUCAAGAUUAUUUUUUGUGGGCUCCCGUGAAGGUCACCUGCCUGACUGCAUCUCCAUGAUUCAUGUUAAACGUUUCACUCCAGUGCCUGCUUUGCUGUUUAAUGGUGCCAUGGCAUUGGUGUAUCUGUGUGUGGAGGAUAUUUUUCAGCUGAUCCAUUACUACAGCUUUAGCUACUGGUUCUUUGUGGGUCUUUCAAUCGCUGGCCAGUUAUACCUUCGUUGGAAACAACCUGACAGACUUCGUCCACUUAAGCUUAAUUUGGUGUUCCCAAUUAUAUUCUGCUGCUGCACCAUCUUCCUUGUUGGAGUUCCUCUCUACAGUGACACAGAAAACUCUCUUAUUGGCAUUGGAAUUGCCCUCUCGGGUGUACCAGUUUAUUUUCUUGGUGUCCACAAACCUGCCCAUAAACUACUUCAGUGGAUCAAAAACCUUAUCAGUUCCUGUACCAAAUACAUCCAAAUUCUAUGUUUUUCUGUUCUUACUGAAAUGGACAUAGAAGAAGUAAAGAAACAAGACAAAUCAAACUGAAAAAGUCCACCACCAAAGACUUCUCUUAUAUGAAAUCAUGACAACUGUGGAGCCACCUGCAACUGUGAACUACGAUGCCAGAUCCAGAGGAAACAUUUCCUCCAGAGUGAAUUACAUAUUUUUGCUGUAGACAAGGCAAAAGUAGCUACCGUGGCCAGUGUUUGAUUAGGUGGAAGGGGUUGAGGGGAGUUGAGCAUUUCUCAAAGCUACAGGACCUUGAUAAUUAUUACAGUAUUAUCAUUGUAUUUUACUAAAUUAAACAAGACUGAAUUAAAAAUACUAUAACAAGCAGUCAGGAUGGGGAAAUGCUGCAUUUAGUUCUUGAGACAGUCCUCUGAAAUCUUAAAGUUGAAGUAUAUACAUUAUGUAGCACAACAAAUACUUUAUUUCUUGUUUAUUACUGUGUAAUUCAAUGAACAGUGCUGCUUCUAAGCAAAGGCUGAUGAUGUAAAUAAAUGAUCCUGUAAUCUACUGUACAGAGAAGAGAUGAGGCCAGGUUCAGAGGGAGAAUGACUUACAGAAGCUUGCUGACAGUACUGAGGCUGAAUAAUUAAGCAAUAACCGACGAGGUGUUGUGGUAUAUUGAAGAUUUACCCAUGGUUGGUGUGGUUUAAUCAUGAGGGCGAAGCCUGAGUGAUUAAAUAAAACCAACUGUGAGUAAAUUUCAAUGUACCACAACCACAAAGUCGGUUAUUGCUAUUAUACAAUGACAUUAUUUAAGAAAAAAAAUAUGUAUUUUUCCUAAAUAAUGUCUUUGUAUAACAGUUCUUCUGCAGCUGAUGGUAUCCUGCAGCCUUGUUUUGAUGUACUGCACAGGCGUAUGGGACUUGCGUUCCCAUGCAUACUCAGUACAUCAAUGCUUUGAAAAG